AUAAAAUGCUGCUUCAUUCGUCUAACCUUGUAUACAACACUAUUAGUUAAUAUAUUAAUAUUAAUACUUCUCUAAAAGAAUGAAACAAGCAAUAAUCCAAGCACGAUUUCUCAUUCUGUUCCUAGUUUGCAAGUCAAUUUAUGGGCAACAAACUUCCACCCUUAUCACUGAGAAUGCCUUUCUCGGGAUCAGUUGCUCAAAAACCGUCCCUCGUAGCGCCAUGUACGGCCAAAAUUUUAUCAAGACUCUUGCCGCUCUCGUUGUUCACGCAGAUUUAGGUCAUCUAUCGGGCAGCAGCACGGAGGGUAGUGAUGCAGAAGCAGCACAAGGACUUUAUUAUUGUAGAGGAAGUGAUACAGUGAGCGCUAAUGAAUGCGCUGCCUGUGUACGAAAUGUAACAUCAGGAUUAGCAGAUUCCGUAGAGUGUGCAACAGGAAAUUCCGCCAUAGUCUGGCGAGGAUUUUGCACUGUACAAGUGGCUAACUUCGCCAUAAUCGGGCAACUACAAACGGAACCAAAGAAUGUCCGUCCCUGAAAAAGUCACCCCGGAUGCUUCGUUGGUGGCAGAUGAUAUCAGGGAUUUACAUAGAUUAACUCUCUUGAACGCUGAAGACAACUAUAAGCAAGGUUUCUAUUUUAGCAGCAUGGUUCUUCAAAGCAUGAGAUAUCACGUUAUAGCUCAAUGCAAUCCUGAUUUGCUCAUUCAAGAUUGCAAAACAUGCCUAGACCAAGCCUUUUCCGAACCAUGUGAACCACAACAGUGUGGCGCUUUUAGCUCCAUGCUUUUGGUUUUGUACCCAAGCUGCCAAUACAUGUACGGUUAUGAGUGAUCGUAUUACCCCGGCCCGGCCCGGCCCGGCCCGUCGUUUUACAUGCUUUCUUCUAUUCCAAGACCAAGAUUGUUGCUCGUGUAUGUUUUUUCAUGUUUGAUUGUACUAGUUGUUGGAUGGCGGAGACCGUGCCCCAAAGUUAUCUAAAUCUAUUUUGUGAAUAUUAAGCUAUGACGUGAUAUCUCAUGUUUUGAAAUUAUAAUUUAUUUUUAUUGAAUUGAACAAAACAAAUAAUGUUUACGUUAUUAGGUUUGUAGCCGCAAUAGAGAAUGCUCAUGAAAUUAAAAAAGUGCA
Molecule: messenger RNA, 1124 nt
Organism: Spinacia oleracea (spinach)
Lineage: Eukaryota; Viridiplantae; Streptophyta; Magnoliopsida; Caryophyllales; Amaranthaceae
Product: plasmodesmata-located protein 6-like
Exons: 2
Coding region: 80-535 (151 amino acids)
Source: RefSeq, a predicted model, not a curated record